CAAGACAGAGUAGUUCUGAACUCAUAACCAAUAGGACAUCUUCAUAUUAACCUCAAGUAAAAUAGUUCACUUAAAACCUUUAGUACUGAAGGACCAAAAAGUAUUUGUUGGCAUUCGAAAUUUGAAUUUGAAGUGAUUCCAAAGAGUUUAUAAAUUUUUAACUACCAUAAAGUAUAAAUAUUGUAUAAAUAUUCGAAAUUUAAAUUUGAAGUGAUUUUAUCUAAAGUUUUCGUGAUAAAAAGUGUAUUCUGAAAGUCAUUUAACUUUCUAAGUACCAACAGAAGACCAAAAGGAGCAAAAAUGACUUUGCGUCGGAUGGUCAAUGACUCCGUUCAUUGGUUCGUGGGAGAACUAACUUCAAGAAUAGUAGCCGAGUCUGGGAUACCGACGGACAGGUAUCAUCUUGGCAAGAUAUUACUGCAAAGCUUCAAGGAUGCACCGGAUUUCGUGUUGCAGAUCGACGGAGCUACAGGAGAAUCGGAAACAUACGGUUCAGCUCUUGAGAGGACCGUUCGAUGUGCUACCUGUUUCAAGAACCUGGGUCUUGGGCAUGGAGACGUGGUGAUACUCAUGGCACCCAAUCAUUUGGAUGUAGCUAUACCCUUGUAUGCUGCUCUGUACCUUGGGAUUAUUGUCGCAGCUGUAGACAGGACUUUGACUAUUAAUGAACUACAACAAACCUUCGCCUUCUCUAAACCGAAAGCUAUAUUCUGCCAAAGUGAUAGAGCAUCUGAUAUCCAACUUACUCUGAACAACCUGAACUUAGACGCUCAGAUUAUCAGCUUCGAUAAAGGAGACUACCUCUGCAGUUUUAAGGAUUUUAUGGCCAAUUAUGGAGAUGACUUGCCUGUGGAUGAAUUCAAAUGUGCGAACUUUGACCCUGAAGAAUCACCAGCGUUCCUGAUAGCUACCAGUGGAACAACUGGUCUGCCCAAAGCUGCUGCGGUCACCCACAAGAAUUUUGCUAUCAUCACACCUUAUGUCUGGGCCAGAUACACGAAAUUCCCAACACCGACUCGUCUGGCCCUGAUAGGCUCACCACUGCAGUGGUUGACAGCGCUCCUGAACUUCAUCAUAUCACCGUUGUUGAGGUUCCAAAGGCUGCAAACGUCAGAAAACAUGACGCAAGAACAUGCUUAUGAGCUAAUUAAUAAAUACAAGCCAACAUAUUCAAUCUUCAGCCCCACAAUGAUGACGACUCUCAUAAAGCCUGAUGACCGAGAUCGAUGUGACUUCACAUGCUUGGAACUCCUCAUGUUAGGUGGAAGUGCUGUUCCUCAAGAUCUUGUUGAUGAUCUGAAGAUGAUAUCACCAAAUACAGAAGUCGUGAAUGUAUAUGGCAUGAGUGAGCUGAGUGGUGUCGCGUUUCAUGGGGACGAUCCCGCCCCAGGGUCCUGUGGGAAACCCAUGGGAUGCUUUCAAUAUCGGAUAGUAAACGUUGAAACAAUGGAAGAUGUUUAUGAACCUAAUGUGCCAGGCGAGUUGUGGAUCAAAGGACCAACAGUUUUCAAGGAAUACUAUAACAACCCAGAGGCUACAGAAGAAACGUUUGCCGAAGACCGGUGGUUCAAAACCGGAGAUAUGUUCUACAGAGAUGAGAACAGGAACUUCUUCUUCGUGGAAAGAAUCAAGUUAUUACUCAAGUACAUGAGUAAUCAGAUAUCCCCAGUGGAAAUCGAAGCAGUAAUCCGGCAACACCCGGGCGUGUUAGACGUAGCUGUGACCGGAGUCCCGGAUGCAGCGUGUGGUGACCUGCCCGUGGCUUGCGUUGUGCCACGCCCGGGAGCCGAACCUAGUGCUGAUGAGAUUAAGGAUCUGGUUAAAAAUACUCUAUCAGACGCCAAACAGCUGAGAGGAGGCGUGAUAUUUGUGGACGCUAUACCAAUGACAGCAUCCACCAAAGUGCACAGGAGGAAACUAAAACAAAUGGCCCUAGAAAUGCCAAGAGAAUAGAUCUUAUUGAUUAUUUAGCACUUGUUUAGCCAAGUAAAGAUGCAGCACUUCAAGCUACCCGGUAGAAUAGUAAAUUUUUCCCAAUCAAUAUUGAAACUUAUAGUUUACAUAUAAGGUUGAAUAUCUAUUAAAGAAAGAUUUUUGCUUAGUUGACACGCAGAUUAGAACAGACUCAUCCUCCGAACCUUUUUCCCAACUAUGUUGGGAUCGGCUUCCAGUCUAACCGGAUUCAGCAGUUGAGUACCAGUGCUUUACAAGGAGCGACUGCCCUAGGCUUUCCCUUUCUACUAGGUUGUUCAAAUAUAUGUAGCUGAAUAGAAAAUUGUUAAGCAUUAGACGCUGUGACCAAUUUGGCUAUGAUUAGAAUCUCCCGAUAUUUAAUAAUAUUCCGUAGUAUAUAAUGUAGGUGUAGUAAUUUUAUUUUUUUGGAACUUACCUAAUUAAUUGAAAUCUACACUUCAUGCUUUAUCGAAUAUUGUAAGUAUAGAUAACUAUUUUAGCAAAAAUAUUUAUAAUUGUUAACAAACGCUUAAAUAAAGUUUAUUCUAAUAGAA
Helicoverpa zea (corn earworm) is the source of this 2507-nucleotide messenger RNA. RefSeq names its product luciferin 4-monooxygenase-like. Gene Ontology annotation, biological process: fatty-acyl-CoA biosynthetic process; long-chain fatty acid metabolic process. Gene Ontology annotation, molecular function: long-chain fatty acid-CoA ligase activity. Lineage: Eukaryota; Metazoa; Arthropoda; Insecta; Lepidoptera; Noctuidae. The record is from RefSeq and is a predicted model, not a curated record. The coding region runs from base 301 to 1953 and encodes 550 amino acids. The transcript has 12 exons.